UGUUUGCCCUUGUUUUUCUUGGUCUCGCCCUCGAGCUCCAUCAAUGGCGGAACCCGAGCACUUAUGCCCUCGGGAUCGAACCCUUCCCAUGUCCUUAGACCUCCUUCCCUCUGCUCUCCUCGCCACUAUCCUCUCCCGCCUCGACCUCCGUUCCCUCCGCUUCGCCGCCGCCACCUGCUCCUCCUUCCGCUCCGCCGCCGAUCACGUUCUCUCCUUCAUGCCUUCCUUUCAUUUCAUUGAGAUUGCUCCCACUUUGGAUGUGCUUCGGCCGCUGAUGCCGCCGAAUCCUUAUCUCCGGAGCUUGAAAAUGGAUUGCAGACGGCUUGAUGAUUCGGCGAUUAGGUUUCUCGCUAGGGCUUCUCUCCAUGAGCUUUGUCUUCACAAUUGCGAGAGAUUGAGUGGGAAGCUGCUGUCUGAAAUUGGCUCCAAGUGCCGCGAUCUUAGGUUUCUAUCUUUAAGCUCACUAGCUGAACGGAGGAGGUUAUUGAUUCUUUUCUCUGACCUAAAAGAGCUGCUCAGAGGUUGUUCUGCUUUGGAGUCAUUGAGCUUGGUGUUUGAUAUCUCAGCAUUUAGUCAUCCUGAGUUUGCUCAGGUAUGGGCUGGUGCUUCUCUGAAACUUACUUCUCUUGAGAUUGGCUACAUUCCUAUGACAAUGCUGACUGAAUUGCUUGAAUCAACUGUGGCCUCACGCCAGCCACCACAUCAUGUGAAACCCUCUAUAUUUCCAAGCCUUCAGAAGUUAUGCCUUUCUGUUGAUUAUAUUACAGAUGAACUGGUCACCUCUAUUUCAACUGGUUUAGUUUCCUUGACCCAUUUGGAUCUUCAAGAUUCUCCUAUUAUUGAACCCGCUACAGAGAUGGAUCUUACCAAUGCUGGUCUGCCACAAAUCAAUGCUCAUGGGAAGUUGAAACACUUAUCAUUGAUUCGAAGUCAGGAGUUUUGUUUUACGUACUUCCGCCGAGUGAAUGACCUUGGCCUGCUCUUAAUGUCUGAUACUUGUGCUUCACUAGAGAGCAUCUGCCUUGGUGGUUUCUGCCGUGCCACAGAUACUGGUUUUAGGGCCCUUCUGCAUUCAUGUUCUAGACUUCGCAAGCUGAGAGUAUCUCAUGGAAGCCAACUGACUGAUCUGAUGUUUCAUGAUAUUUCUGCCACUUCCCUCUCUCUGACACAUGUUAGCCUAAGGUGGUGUAAUCUCUUGACUAACCUUGGGAUAACUGGAUUGUCAUCAAACACAAAUUUAAGUGUUCUUGAUUUGAGGGAUUGCAGAAAACUGGGAGAUGAUGGCUUGAAGGCAUUAAGCUCUCUUUCCAAGCUGCAUAUUUUACAGUUGGACAGUACUGAUAUUACUGAUAUAGGAUUAUCAUACCUGAGUUCUGGGACCUGCCCAUUGAUAUCCUUGUCUCUUAGAGGUUGCAAAAGGUUGACAGAUAAGUGUAUUUCAUUCAUAUUUGGUGGUACAUUUGGGAGAUUUUUGCAAGUUUUAGACCUGUCAAGGCUUCCAAACCUUUCUGACAAUGGGAUUCUUUCCCUGGCAAAAAGUAGGGUUCCAAUACUUGAACUCCGCAUCCGAGAAUGCCCACGCAUUGGAGAUACUUCAGUCAUGGCACUGGCAUCAAUGCAGAUUGAGGGGGGGUCUUAUGGAAGUAGUCUUAAAGUGUUGGAUCUUUUUGAAAGCGGUGGCAUCACAGCCCGUGCAAUCCAGUGGUUUAAGAAACCAUACUUUCCAAGCUUGAGAUGGUUGGGAGUGACAGGUUGCUUGAAUAGGGAUAUGGUUGAUGCUCUGGCCAGAAGCCGACCUUUCUUGCAUGUUGCUUGCCUUGGUGAGGAACUGGGUCCAGGGUAUCGGGAUGUAUCAGCUGGGUGGUACAGGCAUGAAGAGGAUGAAAUGGAUGAGUUCGAACAAUGGCUUUUGGAUGGUGAAGAUGGGAUUGAUGAUGAAGACAUGCUGGAGUAGUGGAAGUAAUGGCCAACAUGGUGACUUGUGCAGAAUGCGUCAGUUCAUAUUUACAAUUCCUUAGUCUCUAUGGAGGUUCUACUGCAGAUUAUUAUAAUAGAAAGAAAAAAUUGACGGUAAAUUUCAUUCUGUUCAUUCUUGUAUCAUUCCUUCAUUAUGUAUGCCAAAUCAUGAUGUUCAUAGUUGUGUGUUCAAUUAUUGAAGUUCACUUUAUGGCUUGUAAGUGGCACAUCUUCCAUUAUAGAGUCCAGUCAGUUCCAUCUUCAUAGUCAGCUAUCCUUGGCUACUAUAGAGUUUCUUGAAAAUUUUCUUCAUUGGAAGUAUCAGUUCAAACUUUCUUAGAGCAGGGAACCAUUUUGUUGCAACAUAGGGGAAUAUAAUGGUUUUAUUGUCUA
Messenger RNA from Dioscorea cayenensis subsp. rotundata (Guinea yam), 2349 nucleotides. RefSeq names its product F-box/LRR-repeat protein 10. NCBI's taxonomy places the organism in Eukaryota, Viridiplantae, Streptophyta, Magnoliopsida, Dioscoreales, Dioscoreaceae. Gene Ontology annotation, biological process: SCF-dependent proteasomal ubiquitin-dependent protein catabolic process. Bases 44 to 1954 code for a protein of 636 amino acids. The transcript is spliced from 5 exons. The record is from RefSeq and is a predicted model, not a curated record. Gene Ontology annotation, cellular component: SCF ubiquitin ligase complex. Gene Ontology annotation, molecular function: protein binding.